Molecule: messenger RNA, 6179 nt
Organism: Planococcus citri (citrus mealybug)
Lineage: Eukaryota; Metazoa; Arthropoda; Insecta; Hemiptera; Pseudococcidae
Product: signal-induced proliferation-associated 1-like protein 2
Exons: 22
Coding region: 373-5187 (1604 amino acids)
Biological process (GO): regulation of small GTPase mediated signal transduction; activation of GTPase activity
Cellular component (GO): cytoplasm
Molecular function (GO): GTPase activator activity; protein binding
Source: RefSeq, a predicted model, not a curated record
CUGUUUUCAGUUGUAUGCGGUGUUGCGGUGUAAACUUGUGAAGUUUCGUCUUUCGUGUUGUGGAACGUGUGUUAUAUUUGUGUUGAAUUAAUAGUUUUUUGAAAUUAAAUUGAUUUUAUAAUUAAAUUAAUUGAUCUUUGUGUGUUGUGUAUCGUACUGUCAUUCUAAGUGCUUUCAAUUUCAUAGUGAUUACUCAUUUCUUGAUUUGUUUCAAAACCUUUUCGUGAAGUGUUAGUUCUGCUUCUGAUUACUUUGUAUUCAUCGUGUCGGUUUGCAUGCGAAGAAAUUUUUCUUUUGAAUAUUCAAAGUGUUCCGUAUUAUUUAUCUCGAUACAAUGUUUUCAACAUUACCUUAUGAAUUACUUAUGGCGGAAUGAUCGAAGUGGACGAGGGGGUUAGCAGUUCACGAGGUACGGCCAGGGACAGAGCGGCUCAGGCGAUCCAUUAUUACAAUAAUAACGUGCUAAAAGCCAGAACCGGUUCCAGAUCGUCCGCGUACUCUUAUCAGCAGCAUCAACGAAUUCGCGGAGGCGCCGCUGCCGCCACAGCUGCCUUCAAUUCCCGUACCGAUAAUCUUUACCGUAGUAAUUCCAGUUUGGAGUUGUUGCACGAUUCUAAUCUAAACGAGUGCCAUCGUAAUCGCCUAGAAAACGUGGUCACCCCUACGUUGAAACGUGAAUACGGUAGUCAUGGGUCCAUCGACGUCAUCGCCGCCGCCGCCGUCGUUGAUCAAAAAGACGACAGAGAUUUGGCCAGAGAGCAGUUCUUCUCCAUGCUGCAGGAUUAUAAACCGGCGGUAUUUGAUCUCAUAAAACCAACCCGAUCACUGUACGACUCGAAACCAUCAUCGGCAGACUACGCUUCGGUGCUGGAAAAUGGUCGCAGAACGGAAACGCAGUUAACCGCUGGCUCCAGUCGUCUGCCAAUCGAAGACGAAUACUCUCUAUCGACGAACAAAACAAACCACAUCUCAACCACCGUCGCCACUAGUCCAAAACCUAAAUCCAAAUUCUCGAAAUUUUGGAGCUCGAGCAGUAACAUGAACAGCAGCAGCGGCGGCAGCGGUGGCGGUGGCAGCGCCGUCAACUGCAUGGGGGGUGGUUCUUCGAAAAACGCCAACGAUAGCCCGACUGAAUUAUCUUCUCAGGCGACUCAAUCAAAUUGCACAGCCGGAGCUGCCGGAGGUAGCGUCGAAGUGGAUGAAAAACAAAGACGUAGAGCUUUCGCCCAUUACGACUGCCAGUCAUUGAUCGCCAAACUAGGAUACGGUGGCAAAUUGAAGAGUUUGUUGUCGAAAAGACGUAACACUACGACCGGCGCUUCGGCUGCGUCCAUGCUGAGUGGCAGAUCAACGACACCGGAUGGUGACAGUGGCGAAGAAGAUGCCGGCGAUGGACGUAGCAACGAAUUACUCGAAAGCUGUCCCUUCUUUCGGAAUGAAAUCGGCGGAGAAGAAGAACGCGUCGUUAGUCUAACUCGCAGCUAUUCGCCGUCGUAUACGAAGCAUUGGAAAGAUCCGCAUCAUAGACCACCCCUGUCGUGCGGAGUGUCAAUUUUAGAAUAUCCAGUCGGCGAAACGCAUUGGAAAAAUGGCGCCUGUCCGUAUCGCAGGAAUACUAAAACUAUAGAGAACGUCGACGAAGGCGCGCAGUACUAUAGGAAAUACUUUUUCAAACAAGAUCAUCAAAAUUGGUUCGGAGCGGACGAAUCAUUAGGUCCGGUCGCCAUUAGCAUCAAAAGGGAGAAGGUCGAUGCUGUGGUACAGUCUGAGAACAGCGGCGGUGGCAGCAGCAGUACCGCUACGAAUGGUAGUAAUAGCGUCACGCAAUUAUGCAGAUAUCGGUUAAUCGUUCGAACCAGCGAGCUGCAGACUUUAAGAGGAUCGGUGCUAGAAGAUGCGAUACCAAAUUUAAAACCUUCCCAUAGCGUUAAAAAUAUCAAUACCAAAGAAGUUCUAGAAUAUGUUAUACCCGAAAUACAACUAUCGUGUUUAAGAUUAGGUAUGAAUACGCCUCAAGUAGAAGAUCAGUUAUUAAAAUUGGACGAACAAGGAAUCAGUCGCCAUUAUAAAAUCGGAGUGCUUUAUUGUCGCGCUGGUCAAGCGACUGAAGAAGAAAUGUACAACAACGAGGAUGGAGGACCGGCUUUUAACGAAUUUUUAGAAACAAUUGGUCAAAAAGUCAGAUUAAAGGGGUUCGACAAGUACAAAGCCGGAUUAGAUAAUAAAAGUGACUCGACCGGAUUGUAUUCUGUUUACGCUCAUUACAAAGAUUGUGAAAUUAUGUUCCACGUUUCUACCAUGUUACCGUUUACACCAAAUAAUAGACAACAAUUAUUAAGAAAACGCCAUAUUGGUAAUGAUAUUGUCACCAUUGUGUUUCAAGAACCCGGCGCGCAGCCAUUUACGCCGAAAAAUAUCAGAUCUCAAUUUCAGCACGUGUUUAUCGUCGUCAGAGCCAUCAAUCCGUGUACUGAUUGUACGCAGUAUAGAAUUGCGGUCACACGAUCAAAAGACGUAGCAUUAUUCGGUCCUCCAAUUCCAAAAGGCGCUAUUUUCAAUAAAUCUAAAAAUUUCGCAGAUUUCUUAUUGGCUAAAGUGAUAAAUGGAGAAAACGCAGCUCACUGUUCGGAUAAAUUCGCCACUAUGGCUACGCGAACCAGACAAGCAUAUUUGAAAGACCUUACCACAAAUUACGCCACCAACACAGUGUUAGAAAGUUCUCAAAAAUUUUCCAUAAUAUCAUUCAGUAGUAAGAAAAAAGAACGAUGGAGACCGAGAUUCGUUCCAGACGGUACCCAGCGUGGCGCCAUUUGCUGGCAAGUUUUACUCGAAGAUAGCAACCAAUCAAUUAUAAUUCAUUGUUUUCUCGCUGUUUCGGCUGAUUCAUUGGUUUUAGUCGACGAAAGCACCAAUAAUAUAGUUUUCGUUACGCCGUGUAAAUCCAUUUUGGGAUGGUCUACGCAGACGAAUAGUCUACGAUUAUACUACCACGAAGGUGAAUGUGUCACUAUGCAUAUGAGAGAAAGUGGAGACCGAGACGAAUUAAUGGAAGUAGUCGUCAGAUUAAGAUCAGUUACUUCGGGUUCAGCGGCGCAAGAAUUGUCGUUGAAACGUAACGCUGUCGGACAACUAGGCUUUCACGUUCAACUAGACGGCGUGGUAACUCAGGUGGAACCGAUGGGACUAGCGUGGCAAGCAGGAUUACGCCAAGGAGCCAGAUUAGUUGAAAUUUGCAAAGUUGCUGUGGCUACCUUGACUCAUGAUCAAAUGGUUGAUUUGUUGAAAACUUCGUUGAUGGUCACCGUCACUGUGAUACCGUCUUUACCGGAUGGUGCUCCGAGAAGAGGAUGCUCGGUGCAGAAUUGUAAAUAUAGUUCAAUUAACGAUAAAGAAGAUUACGACAGUUGUUCUAGUCCGGAAGAUCAAAAAUUAUUAUUGCAUAAUCCAGCCUCUCUACAGCAACCUGUGAUAGGAGGAAAGCACAAGAAAAUGUACGAACGUAGCUUUUCGCCUCCACGUUCCAGUAACAGUUCAGGGUACGGAACUGGCAGCAGUAAUAAAUCAUUCAACGGUAACGAUAACAAAUUGAACGCUAACGCCGUCAACAAUAAUAAUUGUCCAAAUAUCAACGCUAAUAAAAUAUCGCCGAAUUGCAACGUUCUCAUGAACGGAGGUGGUGUUGGCGGAAGUGGCAGCGGCGAGUCUUUAAUGAACAGCAUAUCGAGCGCGCAGACGACAGAGGAUAGUUGGUACGAUGUUCUAGAUACGGAAGGUGUGCCGACAAACGUACGAAACAAUAUGUCACCGCCUCCGUUACCAGCUCGUAUACUAUCUUCGGUGACGCCCAAUUCGAAUAGAAUGCCGUAUAAAUAUUCGUCUCAUACGAAAAUGAAGAUGAAUAGUUCGUUACCUCUUUCAAAUGUUAAUUCUUCGUACUCGUUGCCGGUACUAUUGACCAACGAUUCGGAUUUGGAUUACGUUAAAUCCAGAGAUUUCAUUACCGGUGAAAAAGUAACGUGUUUGAUGAAAGCUGAACGUAGUCAUAAAGUUCGAAGGCAGCUGGAACAGAAAAUGCCUCAUCCUAGUUUAAAAGUCGACGAUUACUGCACGAGAUCAGAGAUGAGCUCUAGUUUACCACCGGAAACGCUGAAAACGUUAUCAGCCAGCGAUGGUCAUUCGACCGAUACGAGUUCAACGAGUGAAAAAGCUUUCCCACCAAGCGAAGAUGAACUAUCCAUCGAUAGCGUUGGAAACGCGUCGCCAAAAUUGAGAUCGACGGUAACGAAAUCCAAUGCUAGUAGUUCGAAUGGAUGUAGUAGGAAUAACAGUCCUCGUCUCAAAGAUACGGGUGAACCGCGUCUUAGACCGGGAGCUGGUUCGCGUUCCUCGAAUAGAAAUAGCGCUAAUCUUACGUCGAGUACACUUCAACAAGAUCUCAUGAAAUUAAUUAAUCCAGAUUACGCUACCGAAGAUAAUAAUUGUGAUAUCAGCGAACCAUCUCAGCAAUCUGGAAACUAUUCGAUUAUUCAAAACGAAUACUCCACCGAUCCAUCCACCGAAGAUGAUAAAUGCGUUAAAACCAAAUCGAAAGAGAAUAUUUCAACGCCUCAGAAAGCGAAUUUGAAAAAUGGCUGCGCUUCUAAUUCCGUCAUCGUCACCACUGCCAGACCAGCUACGGUCAUUUUUAAUGGCUCGACGUCGUCGCAGCCUAAAGAUAACGUUUUAUCGAAAGAAGAAAGAUUAUCUCUUCGUGUAACGAAUGUUUCAAAUUCGAAACACGAUCCACCGUGUCUUCCGUUACCGGAUACUAAAGAAAUGGAUUGGCCGAGCUUAGUCGAUACGGCUACUAAAGCUAUGUUACAGACUGCCAACGAAGAAAACUCAUCAUCUUUGUUAUCAUCUAAUCAAACCGACGAUGAUUUUCAUUGGAUCGAUAGCUCGGAUGAAUUCCAUUUCAGCAUGACUCCCGGAGUCGAGAAUAAGAAAAAUAUCCAACAACAAUUUCAAAAAUAUCUUUCCGAAUUGGAAAACCGUCUAAUGAAAGAGACCCAACUUCGUUUAACACUAGAACAAGAGGUGCAUUCGUUGAGAGACGAAAACAGAAGACUGCAACAAGAAUCCCAGAGCGCAGCUCAACAGCUUCGUAGAUUUACCGAGUGGUUUUUUCAAACCAUAGAUAAACAAUGAAGGUAUUUUUAUAUGGACACUAUUUCGUAAUAAUUUUCAUUUCCCUUCAAUAAAUAUCGCAUUUUUGUGAUAAUUUUUUAUCAAAAAUUUACCGGCUCAAAUUAUUCAAAUCGCUGUGAUAAUUUUUAUAACCUGUAAAACUCGCUUUUUAUACAAAAUGAUGAGAAACUCUUCAAAAUGUAUAAUCCUAUCUACCUCAUUGAUGACUUGUGAAAUUACUCUGUGUAUCAAAAAAAGAUCAAAAUAUUUUUCUCGAUUAUUUCAUAAUAAUGGAAAAUCAAGAUUAGAGAUUCCAUCGUGUUAACUUUAUUCGUAGCUAAUUAAAUGCUUUUUUGGAACAUCUCCCCCCCUCCUUUUUUACGCAUAUUCACGGUAAUUAAUGAGUAAGCAUUUCGCGGGUGUGAUAUGACUACAUGCAUCUAGUUGCGUUAAUAAUUGUUGUUUUUUAAAUAGAAAAAUAUCUAGAAUACUUAAAAUGUAAUACUGUAAUUUGAAAAACAGUUACCUUAUAAUAUUAAACAAGUUAUUUUAUCCCAGAGUUGAGUUUUUAUUAGAAAUAUUUAUUGGAAUUGAAAUGAAUGUAUCUAAUCUACGGUUGGUAUCAACUCUGGAAUAUUCAAAAUGCAUUUAUUUUAUUACGCACUUCUAGAGCUUUUAAUCGUAUAUUUCAACUUUCAUACUCAUUGAUUAAUUUUUUCUUAUUUGUAUCGAGCUUUUCGGGAUUAUUGUUGUACUUCAAACUACAUUUGUGAAAUCAGUAUUACAAUUCCGGUAAAAUAAUUUUUGUCUAUUGUGACUGAUAUGUUGUGAAUAUUUCGAACUUUUCUUCUUUCAGAUUAUUUUCACGAUGUAGGUAUAUUUUUUUACGUUGAUUACAUUGUUAUACUUUUUUUGUGCGAAUUCGUUAUAUUAAUUUAAUUUUAUUGUUUUGUGCGUUGUUAUAAUUACAGUUUUGUAUAUUUCACCGAAAUAUUAUUAAAUAUUUUACUUCA